Molecule: messenger RNA, 360 nt
Organism: Ziziphus jujuba (common jujube)
Lineage: Eukaryota; Viridiplantae; Streptophyta; Magnoliopsida; Rosales; Rhamnaceae
Product: probable sucrose-phosphatase 2
Exons: 4
Coding region: 1-360 (119 amino acids)
Source: RefSeq, a predicted model, not a curated record
AUGGAGUACAAAGCUCUUGCAUAUCUGCUGCUAUGCAAGAAGAAAUUAACGACUGAGGGUAAAUUACCUGGUAACACACCGUUUGAUGAGUCUGGAAAUGAUGCCAAACUCUUUAGCAUCCCAAAAGUUAGCAAUGCCCAAGAAGAAUUACAGCAGUGUCUUGCUCAAAAUGCUACAGGUAAUCCUAAGAUUAUUCAUGCAACAGAGAGGCAUGCUGGUGGAAUCAUUCAAGCUGUUGGUCAUUUUAAGUUAGGUACAAAUUUAUUUCCCAUAGAUAUUCAAGACUUUAAGGGCUAUAAGUAUCCAUCUGGUGUUUAUCUCCAUCCUUCUGGUGCUGAACCAACUCUUGCAAUUGCAUAA